AUGGCUAGUUACACCUCAAGACUAUCAAAAACCCUAGGGCGGCCUGCGCCUUCUGAGAAGCCUACAAAACCUCUCGUCCUCCUUUGUGAUGGAACUUGGUGUGGUCGAGAGACAGAUACUCACACUAAUAUUCUUGAGCUCGCGAGAAUAAUGGGAGUUGAAGAAAAUCCUGACAGAGUCUUCUACCUUGAGGGGGUAGGCAUUGGAGCUGCUAUGCCAUACAGUUACGUCUUUAAUGGUGUUACAGCGCAAGACAUUGCCAGCCAGUGCAUAGAAGCUUACAAAUUCAUUGUCAAAAAUUAUACCUAUCCAGAUCACGAAAUCUGGAUGUUUGGUCUAUCCCGAGGUGCCUACCUGGCUAGAGCAGUUGCUGGCAUGAUUAACAACUGUGGAAUUGUUAAACCGGUAAAGGUGAAUGGGGUUAUUGAUGAACUACAAACCCAUACACUUUGCGAAGCUGUAUACAAUAACUACCGUUCCCCUUAUCCUAUCAACAGACCGCACUCUGUUCAGUCGCAAAUCUUCCGACAGGAAAAGUCCUGGCCACUCAUUGGUGAUGAGGACCCAGACAAACCGAUGGCUCCAAGAUUCAUUCCUCCUGUGAAAUUCAUGGGACUCUUUGACACUGUUGGAAGCCUGGGACUACCAAACUUUACCGGAGGCUUGGGCCUGGAUUGGCCAGCCUUCUAUGAUCAAAAUGUCUCCAGCGCUGUCGAAAAUGUGUACCAUGCUGUAUCACUGCACGACAGAAUGUACGCUUUUCAACCUUGCCUUGUGAGUCGAAACGAGAAUAUUCAUCGUCAGGGCUUGGAAGACUUUGGCGUUACAAAGCAGGAGUGGCUCCCAGGCGUGCAUUAUGACCUUGGUCGCCAAAGAUUCAGAUUUCUUCGUGAAUUUGGCGGCGGCUAUCUUGAGGACUUCCUGGCAAGGUUCAAAUUUGCCAGUAAGGUCAUUGAACCAAACGAGGUGCUCGCUGACUUUGCCCUACGCUGGAUGCUGUUCGCUAUCCGCGCUCACAAUCCCCAAGCACGCGCUGCAUAUCAUAUAAUACCGGAAAUUGACACCUACAUUGAGUAUGUGACCAAUGGUAUUAUAGAAAAAGCUCAAGUUCCUGGCCGAAUUGGGGACGGUGACGUUUAUGGCCAUGUACUUGAAUUUGCGCCUUUCGGAUCAGCCAUCUUGGAUAUUAUGAGAGCGCUAAGAGGCACUAGAGAGAAAGUCUCCGCUAUAUAUCAACUUUUCUUUAAUCUACGGGAUCGCCUUAUACCAGAUCGCAAUGCGACUGUCUACGAUUUUCGCGACCCUGACCCAGGUAUUGGGAGAUCUAUUAUGGAUCUUGGGGUUGUUUGCGAGCAUCGGUAUCCGUCAAAAACGUACACGAAGUGGGAAUUGAUGCACUAG
This is a messenger RNA of Aspergillus terreus NIH2624, 1401 nucleotides long. Its product is annotated as T6SS phospholipase effector Tle1-like catalytic domain-containing protein. NCBI's taxonomy places the organism in Eukaryota, Fungi, Ascomycota, Eurotiomycetes, Eurotiales, Aspergillaceae. The transcript has 2 exons. The record is from RefSeq and is a predicted model, not a curated record. The coding region runs from base 1 to 1401 and encodes 466 amino acids.